Messenger RNA from Cyprinus carpio (common carp), 1156 nucleotides. RefSeq names its product free fatty acid receptor 3. NCBI's taxonomy places the organism in Eukaryota, Metazoa, Chordata, Actinopteri, Cypriniformes, Cyprinidae. The record is from RefSeq and is a predicted model, not a curated record. Gene Ontology annotation, biological process: positive regulation of calcium ion transport; G protein-coupled receptor signaling pathway; positive regulation of insulin secretion. Gene Ontology annotation, cellular component: plasma membrane. Gene Ontology annotation, molecular function: bioactive lipid receptor activity.
UCCAAAGAGGCUUACAGUGUGUUCAAGGGAUACAUUUUAUCAGUACUUGCAUUCCCUGGGAAUUAAACCCAGACCUUUGGAGUUGCCAGCACUACGAUCUACCAGUUGAGCUGCAAAAAUGGGCAAUUUAAUUGAUUGGAGAGUGUUCAGCACUUUAUCUGAUUCAGGAACAGCUAUUCCUCCAAAUGGAAUAAAGAGGGAAUAUUGGCAGCCAAUGGAGAGCCUAUGAAAAGGGGGCUUUAGUUAACUGAUCGAGGUGAGCUACGAAUCGUCAAACUGAUCUGACAUGAUGGAGUUGACCGUGUCCUUCUUCGUUUCAUUGUUGGUUUACAUCUUGACCUUCUUGCUUGGACUUCCUGCCAAUCUCCUUGUUCUUUUCGUGUACAUCCGUAAGGCUCGAAAACACGGUGCCACCCCCAAUGUAGUCUACGCUCUAAACCUGUGUGUGGCAAACCUGGCUCUAGUGUCGUGGAUGCCAGUCAAAGUGGCCGAGACGCUCCAAGGUUGGUCGCUUCCAGCUGCGGUUUGUCCCAUUUUCAGCUUCUUUCUGUUUUCUUCGGUCUACGGUAGUAGUUUGAUCCUCACAGCAGUCGUCGUGGGCCGUUAUCUGAGCAUCGCCUAUCCCAUAACUUACAAACUAUACCGCCGGGCCCAUACCUCUUGCCUGGUGAGCGCAUUCUUGUGGCUUUUAGUGCUUGUACACUUGGGUUUUGCUUAUAUUGCUGAAGGAGGGGGCCAUUUUGUGUCUUUAUCAGAGGAGAAUAUCUCGGCAUGCUAUGAAAACUUCACAGAGGAGCAGUUGGAAGUGCUGGUGCCAUUACGCCUGGAGAUGGCACUGCUGCUCUUCCUGGUGCCACUUGUUUUGUCAGCAUUCUGCACACUGCGCUGCCUUGUGCUUGUCAGACACUCAGCUUUGCCCUCUGUUGGGAAAAGAAGGGUGUUAGCCAUUGCACUCUCCACUUUAGUAGUAUUUGUGGUAUGUUAUUUACCCUACAAUGUUUCCCACGUGGUGGGCUUUGUCUUGUACACUAAUGUGGAGUGGAGAAGUGAAGCCAUGCUUUCCUGCUCCUGCAACGUAUUUCUUGAGCCCGUGGUCAUGUUGAUGCUUUCGCCGUGGACGCCGAGGGAUUUGGUGGACAGAUUGUGCCGCAAAUAA